AAAUCCCAGAGAUCCAUUCAUUUUGUGGACUGGUGCCCGACCAGCUUCAAGGUGGGCAUCAGCUAACAACCCCCCACGGUGGUGCCCGAGGGAGACCUGGCGAAGGUGCAGUGGGCCGUCUGCAUGCUGAGCAACACCACGGCCAUCGUGGAGGCCUGGGCCCUCUUGAACCACAAGUUUGACCUGAUGUACGCCGCACGCCAUUGGUACAUUGGGAAGGGCAUGGAAGAGGGGGAGUUCUCCAAAGCCCGAGAGGACCUGGUUGCCCUGGAGAAGGAUUACGAAGAAGUGGGACAAGACUCUGGUAAUGGGUCUGAUGCAGAAGAUGACCAAGAAUACCGAGUGUCCCAGUGUUCACUUUGCACUGCUGUCUGGCGCGAAAUGCCCUGUUCUGCUUCUUUUCCCUCCUCCCUCACAAAGCAUAACAAAAUAAAAUGUGCCACGAACAAAUCUUUGAUGUCAUGGUCCGUCUUCAGUUGCAUUUAG
Messenger RNA from Elgaria multicarinata webbii, 486 nucleotides. Its product is annotated as tubulin alpha chain-like. Gene Ontology annotation, molecular function: GTP binding; structural constituent of cytoskeleton. Gene Ontology annotation, biological process: mitotic cell cycle; microtubule cytoskeleton organization. Gene Ontology annotation, cellular component: microtubule; cytoplasm. Lineage: Eukaryota; Metazoa; Chordata; Lepidosauria; Squamata; Anguidae. The record is from RefSeq and is a predicted model, not a curated record.